UGUGAGGCGCGUGCUUAAACCGCCGUUUGGCCAUCCAUAGUAGGCACCGGCAGCAGCUUUUUCCAGAGUAUGCGAGAACCAUGUUCGUAUCCUUCAGUUUCCUGCCUUAGGAUUCUCUGAAGAAGAAGAAGAAGAAAGGAGAAAUUGAGGCGUCCAAACAGAAAGAUGCUGCAAUCCCCAGCAAGGCUAGGCCUCACAAACCCAAACUCCCCCUCCCUUCAAAACCCUACCCCACCCAAACUCCCCCAUCAACAACCACAGCAGCUCCAACCCUCCUCCAAUUUCUCAUCCGCCAUUAGCACCACCACCACCACCUCCUCCACCCUCCUCUCUCUCCUCCCACCUCUCCCUCGCGCGCAGACCCUUCUCCUCCAAAUGGCCGCCUUGGCCUCCAAACUCUUCGAGCUCUCGCCCAAUCGCUCCCUCUGGCUCACCGCCUUCCGCGGCUCGCUUCCUACCUUCCUCUCUUCCCAAACCCAAGCGCUACCCUCAACGACCCCACUCGAUUCCUCUCCCUCCUCCACCAAAGAAAUCAUCUCCCUUUUCAAUCGCCUCCAGACCCAGCUCUUCGAAGCCGUCGCCGAACUCCAAGAAAUCCUUGAUCUUCAGGAUGCUAAGAGGAAAGCCGCCCGCGAAAUCCAGUCCAAGGAUUCUGCGCUUCUUGCGUUCGCCAAUAAGCUCAAGGAUGCCGAGCGUGUUCUCGAUAUUCUUGUCGAUGAUUACUCUGAUUAUCGCCGCCCCAAGAGAUCCAAAUUGGAGGAUGAUAUGGAGGAGGAUUCUUCGUGCACCACAACCGUUGCGUCUCAGCUGAAAUUGUCGGACAUUUUGUCGUGCGCCCAUCGGAUAAGCUACACGACCUUUGCCCCGCCUGAAUUCGGCGCCGGCCAAGCUCCCCUUCGCGGGGCUCUCCCACCCGCCCCGCAAGAAGAGCAAAUGCGCGCCUCGCAGCUGUACAGUUUUGCUGAUCUCGAUGUGGGGUUACCCAAAGCAGAAGAAAGCGAGAAAACGAUUGAAGCUAUCAUUGAGCCCCCGGCUGCACAGCCAGCGGAGGUGAACCCUCUUUCGAAUCUGAGUGCAAUUCAGGGUCUGCUUCCACCGAAUAUCACUGUUCCAUCGGGUUGGAAACCUGGGAUGCCCGUGGAGUUGCCUAUCAAUAUACCAAUGCCCCCACCUGGGUGGAAGCCCGGCGACCCCGUGCCAUUGCCCCCAUUCACGUCUCUUCCGGGUCCGAGGGCCGAUGAGCAGCAAUUGCGGCCCAUUGCUCCUUCUCAGCAUAAGCCACCUGAGACAAUACAGGUUCGGCACGUUGAGCUGGAUAUUCUGGAUCAAGACGAUGACAGCAGUGAUUAUAGUAGUGAGGAUGCAAGCUCUGAGGAUGAUGAUUGAUGGUCAAAAGGCUAGUGCUUUUGAGUUAUUAAGUGUUUGAAGUAGUCUAGGUAAGUUAACUUCUUUAUUGAGUUCGGUUUACAUUUGAACAGAAGUGUAAUGUUGUGAGUUACUCAUGCUGUUCCUUUUGAUUUUAAUGUACAUGUGUGUCCUCUCUCGUUGUCCAA
Molecule: messenger RNA, 1553 nt
Organism: Corylus avellana
Lineage: Eukaryota; Viridiplantae; Streptophyta; Magnoliopsida; Fagales; Betulaceae
Product: hydroxyproline-rich glycoprotein family protein
Biological process (GO): regulation of transcription by RNA polymerase II
Cellular component (GO): core mediator complex; mediator complex
Molecular function (GO): transcription coregulator activity
Source: RefSeq, a predicted model, not a curated record